Messenger RNA from Pichia kudriavzevii, 3174 nucleotides. RefSeq lists its product as uncharacterized. NCBI's taxonomy places the organism in Eukaryota, Fungi, Ascomycota, Pichiomycetes, Pichiales, Pichiaceae. Gene Ontology annotation, biological process: DNA-templated transcription; regulation of DNA-templated transcription; chromatin remodeling. The record is from RefSeq and is a predicted model, not a curated record. The transcript has a single exon. Gene Ontology annotation, molecular function: nucleosome binding; protein binding. Gene Ontology annotation, cellular component: nucleus; HIR complex. The coding region runs from base 1 to 3174 and encodes 1057 amino acids.
AUGUAUUUUCACAAUGGGUUGCUAGAACAGGGCUCUUCUUCAUAUGUCUCCAUAAAUUCAUCAAAUCAAUUUAUGGCCACAGCAAGCAAUGAAGGUAACAUAACAAUUAGAUCAAUCGCCAAGAUCCAGGAAUUGUAUGAAAACACUGAAAAUAAACUUAUACCAACAACCAAUACCAAUAUAGACCCAUUGAAAAAGUAUACAACUCAGUUUGAAGUUGCGAAAACUCCAGAGUUGGAUACAAUGAAACUACAGCAGGCACAGCAAAUACUAAACACAGUUAACGUUAGAAGUAGAAGUAAAAUCACAUGCUUAAGGUAUGCCAACUUAUUAACGAAUUCGAAUUUACUAGCAGCUGUUUACAAAAAUGGUGAAGUCUAUAUCAUUACAACACCACAAGAUCCAGCAAAAUGUCGUGUGCAACAAAUUUUCAAAUACACCAAUGGCCAGGUUGCCGAUUUCGUGUGGUCUGCUGAUGACCAAUUGAUGGCUUUUUCAACCUUCAACAAUAAGGUCAUAAUUUAUGAUGUCAUAUAUGGUAAAGUUUUGGCGACGCUGAACCCUCAUUAUAACAUUGAAACUUUAAAUCCAAAAGGCAAUAAAAUUGAAAUUUCAGCCACCCCUAUCAAAGGUAUAGCAUUUGAUCGCUUGGGUAAUGAUACUUUAUGCACACUUGGUGACGAUAAAAUAUUGAAUAUCGUGAAAUAUAAAUUGGUGAGUGAUGUCAUUUUAGGAAGAAUAUUUCAGUACGAAAUUGUUCAAGAGUUGAAUGACAUUGUUUCGAGCUCUAAGCUGAACAAAUCAGCUAUAGACAAGAUAUCAUUUUCUCCUGAUGAUGAUCUUAUAGUUUUACCAAAUACAUCCAAAAAUAAAGCAAUGAAGUUAACGGUGCUCCGGAGAGAUAACAAAACAUAUCAGCUAAAUAAUGAGUUAUCAGCGGUCGGUUUUAAAUCUUACAUGUCAUUGUUUUCUCCUAGAGUAUAUCAAAACGCAAAGGGAGAGAAAAUAUAUGUUAUUGCAUCUGCUUCAGAUACAACACUUUCAAUUUGGAGAACCGACUCCUUUUUUCCACUUUAUGUUGAUUUCACCAGUACGUCUACGAUAUCCAAUCUUUGUUGGAGUUCUGACGGCAUGAUGCUAUUUGUAACAUAUCAAAAUAGUGGGAUGUCAGUUGCUGUAUUUAAUAAAGAAGAAUUUGGGAAACCAGUGUAUGAAAUGAAUGCUUUAUCAACAAAUUUGUAUAAUAAAACCAAGGACACUUUACCGCUCGAAUUUGAAAGGAUGACAAAAUGGAGACUCUUCAUGAGAGAUCAUCCUGAAACGGUCAAGAUAAGGGAAAAAGAUCUUAAUAACAGUGAGCUAAGGAAGCUAAAGAUCAAAAAAUUACAAGUGAAAAAUUCAGAGACACCAAAAUCAGAGACACAGACACCUAUGCCUACUACCGAUACUACUAUUGGAACCACAAACUUGGUUCCACUUGAACCUGCAAAAUCGAAAGAAAAGCCGAUUUAUUUAAAGGAGGCACCAUUAAAAAAUAAGGAAACACCAACACAAUCGAAAGAAAGUAUGCCAGGAUCAGAAAAAAGUACAACAACGGAGAAAACAGAAGCAACGAAACAGGAAAAAACUAGAGAUUCUGUCAAUGAGAAAAGGGAGAAAAAGGACACAACGGAUACAAAGAGACCGGAAAAGGCGGAGAAGGUAAAUAAAGCUGAAAAGACAGAAAAAGUUAGCAAAGUGACAAAAGUUGAGAAGACUGAAAAAGCAGAAAAUAUGGAAAAGGACAACUCUCGAAAAGAGAAUCCCAAGAAGAGACCCCACCCAACGUCCAACUAUGAGCUUUCAUCCACUUCCGUUCCAAAAGAUAUCCAUCUUAGGGUCGCUAAAAUGAGCAGAAAAGAAUCAUCUCAAAAUGGGACAACAGCUCAAGCUCCAAGUAAAAAAAGAAAAGAAGUAGAGCCAGUUGAGUUUGUUGGUACUGUGAUAAUUAACCCUCAGAUUUCAUUCAGUAACAUACGUAUAGCGAUUCCAAAACUUAAGAAAGCAAUUGGUUACAGCUUUAUUGACGACGAGACUUUAUCACUACAAGUAACAAACGGCAAUGGACUGGAGUCACAACCAACAAGGAUAGCCUUGAUAAAGCAAAUUUCCAGAGGUGAGCCAAAACAAAUGUUUGUUGAUUUUAUUCCCCAUAAGGUCCACGUAGUUAGCGGAUCGUCACAUUAUAUUGCUGUUUCGACACAGAAUGGACAGAUUAUAACUUACACACAAUCCGGCAGUCGUAUAUUACCGGCUUUAAUUUUGGGGUCACCACUUUCGUUUUUAGAGCUAAAGGAUGAGUACCUUCUUGCUGUUACGUGUACGGGAGAAUUGUUUGUUUGGAAUCUAAAGGAAAGGAAGGCUCUAUUCAAGUCCAUCAGCUUAUACCCACUACUCCAGCCACUUUACUCUUCCGGCCAAGCCUCUGCAACAAACGUUGAUGGCGAAGACUCAAAUGUUAAUCUUGACGGAAAUAACUUGGUUUUUUUAAAUGGUGAGCUUUUAACCAAGAGCGAGAAUGUGACGCUAUGUUCAAUCACAUCACAGGGUAUUCCUAUAGUUACUUUAAGUAAUGGGAACGGUUAUUUAUUUAAUAAGGAUAUGAACACUUGGUCUUUGAUCAGCGACUCGUGGUGGGCUUUUGGUUCUCAAUACUGGGACAGUUCGUUAUCAGCUGAAAGCACUAAGGGUAUUGGAUUAUUGGAAUACAUGGAGUCGCAUACUAAUGAAGAAAUAAACAGAAGAGGGAAAGCUAAAUUUUUCAUUAAGAUAUCCAAAAUGAUGUUGAUGAGAGAGGGAUAUGAAAAUCUAGAAACUAUAAUUUCACUAAAUCAUUUGGAGAAUAAAAUCAACUUUUAUAUGAGUAUGGACGAUUAUAAGAAUUACAAACUCUACCUUAUAAUUUAUGCUAAAAGGUUGAGUGAGUUGAAUCUAAAAGCAAGACUGAUAGAAGUUUUGUCAAGCUUAUUUAAUGAUAUGGACGGGUCGAUUUGCGGUCAUGCCAAGAGAGAAUUGUUGGAAGAAGUAUUACUUAGCUGCUCCAAACAUAGAGAAGUACAGGAUAUUUUAGUUCCUUUUAGUGAGUCUGUCGGAAUUCUAAACCAUAAAGGAGGCUCUGAUAUUGAUGUACUAUAG